AUGGAUACAGGCCAGGGUGCAUUAGCACCUGGGCAGGAAAUACGAAUCGUCAGUGCCUCAGUGGUGGCACAUUUACAAGCCCAAGGAUUACAGGGCAAUGAACUCAAUGCAGCAAUUAUGGCUGCAUCGCAGCCCCAAAGUGCUGCACAGCAUCAAGUUCAACAACAACUUCAAGCUCAACAUCAGCAGCAGCAGCAACAACAACAGCAGCAGCAACAACAGCAGCAUCAGGCACAACAGCAUCAACAGACAGCGGCACAGCAACAGGCAGCUGCACAGCAGCAGCAUGCUGCAGCACAGCAGCAAGCAGCAGCACAACAGCAAGCAGCAGCACAACAGCAAGCUCAGCAACAAGCAGCAGCUGUCGCGCAGCAACAUCAACAGGUUCAUGCUGCUGCACAAUUACAGGCACAGAUACAACAAGUUUCUGCGCAGACACAACCUCAGGUUAUCACUUUACAACAGCUGCAAAAUUUUCUCCCUCAACAUCAACUGAAUACUCUCACUACAGCCGAUGGCACACCAGUGCAGAUGGCUGCUACGGCAGCAACGGGUACAGCUGGAGCGACACCGGUCGCUACACCGGUUAAAACGUUCGUUACCUCUUCGCCACAGAUGACAGGACAUCCGCAAAUUGUCAGUUUGCAGAGCCUACCGCAACAGUUCUUGCAAGGAGGUAGUCAGCUGAUACAAAACCAGAACGGGCUUUUUCAAAUGAUUCAACCUGUGCAAACGAUCAGCCUCGAUGGGCAGGAAGCGCUGUAUGUACCGGCCGGGUUUCAUGCACAACAAGCGCAGCAGCAACAACAACAACAGCAACAGCAACAACAGCAGCAACAACAGCAGCAACAGCAGCAACAGCAAAUGUUAGCCGGCGCUCAGGCAGUACAGAUUAACGGUCAGCCGGCAUAUAUAACCCCGUCUGGACAAAUUAUUCGCGCACCAAACGGUGUUGUGCCAGGAAACUUCCUUCAGAGUAUGUCUCAGGCAGUGCAAUUACCGAACGCUGGUCAGGCUACGCUAACCAUUCCGGGCACUAAUAUAACCAUACCCUUGGGAAUGUCCAAUGCCCCUAAUAUACUACAUCAAGUACCGCAACAACAACAACAGCAUCAGGUCCAACAACAAGUCCAACAACAACAAGUCCAACAACAGCAGCAACAACAACAGCAGCAACAACAACAACAACAGCAACAGCAACAGCAGCAGCAGCAGCAGCAGCAGCAGCAGCAGCAGCAGCAGCAGCAGCAGCAGCAGCAGCAGCAGCAACAGCAGCAGCAGCAGCAGCAGCAGCAGCAGCAGCAGCAACAGCAGCAACAACAAGUCAUUGCGCAGCAGCAGCAGCAAACAGCGUCUGCAGCUAAUCAGCAAAUGCAGCAGCUUCAGCAAGCAACAUUCACAAUACCAGGCACUAAUAUUCAGGUGCCAGCGUCCACAAUGGCUGCUCUAAAUCAACUCCCGGGGAAUAUAACUACAAUUAAGUUAGAAGGAGGCCAAAACGUACAAGUUCGACCAGCUGGUGCCACACUUCCUCAAGUAGUACAAUUUCCAAUGCAACAAACUAUCCCAGUACAGAUGCCAAUAUCCACAGCGAACGGCCAGACCGUGUACCAAACGGUUCACGUUCCUGUGCAAACAUUCGGCUCUUUGGUACAGCCACAGAUGCAGGUGAUACCGCAGAUACCGCAAAUGGCCAACAUCAUCACCCCGAGUGGGCAAAUUCAACAAAUUCAACUAACAUCAUUGAAUCCGUUGGCUGGCCUGCAAACAGCUUCGAUGCAUCCCAACAUUAUCCUUCAGCAGCCACAGGCGGCCACUCAACAAAUCCAGAACGGUCCAAACGGUCCGGUGGUUGUGAGCACGGCACAAGCGGCUGCAGGACAGGAUCCUGGUGGUAACCAUUCCCAGCAGCAACAGCAACAAGCUCAGCAACAACAAGCACAGCAGCAUGUAGUGUCCCAGCAAAUGGUGGCGGCGGCUGCAGCAGCAACGUCGGGAAGCACUCACCAUACAUCAGGCGGACAGCAAACGCAACAACAGCAGCAACAAAUAAUCGGUGGAUUGUCGCAACCGAUAACGAUCACCCCUGCACCUGGUGGUUCCCAGCUCGGUCAGCCGAUUACGCUACAGCAGUUGCGCCAGCAUAUGCCGGGUCUUGCAGGAUUGCAGGCGAUUCCCGUGCAAAACAUACCCGGUAUUGGAAACGUUCAAGUUAUACCGACAAAUUUCAUGCAACCGGUUCAACCGCAAACAGCAGCGUCGCAGCCUCAGUUGAACCCGGUCACUCAAGUAGGGCAGCAUACACAACUACAGCAACAGCUAAGCCUGCAACAUCAGCAGCAGCAACGUGCUAUAGUCGCAGCCCUCCAGCAGGCAACGGCGCGUCCACCAUCAAGUACAAAGCAGGAUCAAAACGAACCCGUUAAGAGCUUUGUAAAGCAGGAACCCAUGUCUACACAGUCGGCGACUACGAGUACUGGGGCGGCUUUAGCCUCCGGUGCUCUCUUCACGUCGGCUGCUGGAGCUCCUGCCCAGAUAGUGGAAGUUCACAGUGGUGUCAGCUUGGGAACAUUGGGAGUAUCUAACAAUACUACUGCCGUCGCCACUUCGACCACGACGACUACAACAUCCUCCAAUAGUGCAAAGCGAGAUUCUGUAGUCGGAUCUCCUAAUCAAACCACCGGUAAUGUUAACAAUAGUGUCGGUACCAGUGUUGUUACAGAAGUAGCAGGUAAACCAGGAGGAGCAAAAGCAGGACUGGUAGCGGUGACAGGAGUACAUACGUCCGUAGGUAUUGAAGCUGGUGCGGAUGCUGAAGAAAUGGGAGAAAUAGUAUCACCCGUUGGCACAACGUUAAUCUCGUCGGAGAAGCGACGGCGACAUACGCUACCGAAGCUAGGCUCAGCCACUCACACUAUGAAUGGAACAAUACGGCAACGCGUUCGCCGAGUGGCUUGUACAUGUCCCAACUGUGAAGUAAAGAUAAGUGGUCCUCCAGAUCGCAAGAAGCAGCAUAUAUGCCAUGUUAGCGGUUGCAAUAAGGUAUACGGAAAAACGUCUCACCUGCGAGCUCAUCUACGGUGGCAUACGGGAGAACGGCCCUUCAUAUGUAGUUGGGGCACUUGCGGAAAACGAUUUACGCGUUCGGAUGAACUGCAGCGACAUCGAAGGACACAUACGGGUGAGAAGAGGUUUGAAUGCAAUGAGUGUAACAAGAAGUUCAUGCGAAGUGAUCACCUCUCGAAGCAUAUACGAACCCACAGCAAACUAAAACGCGAUCAUGGUUCGGAUGGUUUCGAUAAAUCUGGCGAUGAGCUUGACUACGAGGAGGAAGAAAUUCAUGAAAUUGACGACACUGACUACAAAAUGGAUGAUGAUGACGAUCUGGACCAGGAAAGACAAUCACAUAACUCUUCCUCGGCUGCCUAUGACGCUGACCCCAAGGAUGACAUGGGAUCUAACCACUCUGGAUCGUCCGAUAGCAAUGAUAGUUCUGAUCAGAAAAUGAUGAUUACCGUUGGUGCCGACGAGGCGGAACAAGCGUAUGAUUCGAAUUAG
Anopheles marshallii is the source of this 3558-nucleotide messenger RNA. RefSeq names its product transcription factor Sp4-like. Gene Ontology annotation, biological process: regulation of transcription by RNA polymerase II. The transcript has 9 exons. Lineage: Eukaryota; Metazoa; Arthropoda; Insecta; Diptera; Culicidae. The record is from RefSeq and is a predicted model, not a curated record. The coding region runs from base 1 to 3558 and encodes 1185 amino acids. Gene Ontology annotation, molecular function: RNA polymerase II cis-regulatory region sequence-specific DNA binding; DNA-binding transcription factor activity, RNA polymerase II-specific.